Molecule: messenger RNA, 2753 nt
Organism: Penaeus monodon (black tiger shrimp)
Lineage: Eukaryota; Metazoa; Arthropoda; Malacostraca; Decapoda; Penaeidae
Exons: 14
Coding region: 217-2628 (803 amino acids)
Biological process (GO): base-excision repair
Cellular component (GO): nucleus
Molecular function (GO): double-stranded DNA 3'-5' DNA exonuclease activity; phosphoric diester hydrolase activity; endonuclease activity
Source: RefSeq, a predicted model, not a curated record
CCAGUAAACUCGAAUGCGAUGCGCCGAUCAGCUGAGUCCAGCCGCUCGGCGCGGGCGGUUGGAGCUGACCUGUGCUGGCGGUUGGAGCUGACCUGUGCUGGCGGCGGGAAGUGCUGACCUGUGCUGGCGGUUGGAGCUGACCUGUGCUGGCGGUUGGAGCUGACCUGUGCUGGCGGCGGGAAGUGCUGACCUGUGCUGACGGCGGGAAGUGCAAUCAUGUUAAUUCGCAUCCUCAGCUGGAACAUCAACGGAUUGCGGUCAUUCAAGACGAACAUGAAGCAAUUCCUUGAUUCUUUAGAGGCAGACAUCAUUUGUCUUCAAGAGACUAAAGUAACCCGUGACAUGCUAGAAGAACCUCUGGCUAUUGUUGAGGGAUAUUCAUCUUAUUUCAAUUUUUCCAAAAAAAGAAGUGGAUAUUCUGGAGUUGCCACGUUUUGCUCUCAUCAAGCUACUCCUACUCAUGCUCAGGAAGGCCUCACAGGUAAACAUACUGGUGAACUUUUUGAUGGAGGAGGUACUACUGAAGUUCUCGCAGGGCAGUGGAAGGAGGAGGAGCUGAAGAACUUGGACAGUGAGGGACGAGCUGUCAUCACACAACAUCUUAUGAGGGUAAAUUGGAUCACUGUCAGAUUAGUGUUUGUUUUCAUGUGUGGUCUGUUUUUUUAUUGGGUAAACCCUACUGGUGAACUUUUUGAUGGAGGAGGUACUACUGAAGUUCUCGCAGGGCAGUGGAAGGAGGAGGAGCUGAAGAACUUGGACGUGAGGGACGAGCUGUCAUCACACAACAUCUUAGAGGGUAAAUUGGAUCACUGUCAGAUUAGUUGCCCACGGGGGGUCCAGAUAGGAUACAAUAUUUCACAACUACAGUCCUUAGAGCUGCCUAUAGAGUCAUUCCUUAAAUCUCAAGGGCUUAUACCUCUAAAUGUGUUCCAUGGUGUAAGUAGCAUCCACCUAUCUUCAUCAUACAAUCAGGAACGUUUUGUCCUUGUGUUUAACUUGUUGAGCUUGAUCUUCCUGCUGUUGGAGGACCAGCCUAUGGGGAAGGUGUUUGACUUCAAGUUGGUUCUGGAGUUCGUAGAGUCGAUGCUGCAGGGCCCUAAUGGCCUCCACACGGAAGUCCCAAGCACUAUUAGGGAACGAAUGCUUAUAUAUCACUGCGAUGAGGGCCUUCUCGAGGACAAGACCAUCAUCAUCACCCAGGCUGAUGAAGGUGGGGGUAUAAUGGUUAUAGGUAAAAGUGAAGACUUCCUGCUUAAUCUCAGAAAGAAGGUGGAGAGCAUAGCCACACGAUCAGACUCUGCACUCUCUUCUAAUAAGUUUCUCAUAUUACCGUCAUGUAACAUUUCCCAAGCGCUCAGCAGAUACUUUGGCAGAUCAGCGAACAUCGAGCUGACACCUUGGCGGGACAUAUGGAAGAAGCAAGGUAUCUGCCGAACUAGAAAGAAGCAGAAACCUUCCCACCCAACUUGUGGGAUGAUCUAUAAACUCUUGAGGUUUGAUGUAUUCUACUCUAGGGCUGCAAAAAUUGAAGAUCAAAAAGGGGGAGUUGAGUCUGCCCAAAAUAAUCAUAUGUGUAGUUCUCAGCUUGAUGAGUUGAACAAAAUUAAUGAUGGGCUCAAAUUACCUGAGAACAGUUCCUGUAUCAUCACUGAAGGAAAUGAUUACUCAGGAGCAGAAUUGAAAAUCAAGACAAGAGAAGAAGAAUAUGGGGGUGAGCAGCAGUCUGAUGAAGCUCUACUUUCUUCAAGCACAAACUUCCAGGUGGUUGAUACAUUCCGAUACUUUUACCCACAGAAGGAGAAAGCUUUUACUUGUUGGCAUACCCUCUCCAAUUCUAGAGCUACGAAUUAUGGGACUAGGAUUGACUACAUUUUUUGUGAUCAAGAUUUUUUGACAUAUUUAAGAGAUGGGCAGGUGCAGCAGGAAGUUUUGGGGAGUGAUCACUGCCCUGUUGCGAUUGUAAUAAAUGGGGAAAUAACUCCAGCUACUAAACUACCUUCGUCAUGCACUAAAUUCUAUCCAGAAUUUCAGGGCCAGCAGCAGAAAUUGUCAUCAUACUUUCAGCCUGUAUCUUCUAGUACAAAGGCUAACCAGAACUUCACUUUGCAAAAAAAUAGAACUUGGCCUCAGAAUAGCGUCAAAAGAAAGGCUGAAGUUAAGAAAUCAGCCAGUAAGAUGGCAUGUACAGAAAAACAAAAGAAGUUAAGCUCGUUCUUUGCUGUUAAACAGAGUUGCUCAUUUGAUAGAGAAAAUGAAAAAAAUGAAAACCCAACACAUCAGAAUCAUGUUGACGUGGAUUUUGCAGCUCAUAUCGAUAAGGAAAUAAAAACUGAUGAUUUCCAGAACAUAUCAUCUCAUGAAUUACCUCUGUCACAAGAAAGUAAAGGAAACCCAGUUAAUGGAUCACAGAAACCUCCCACUCAGGUGAAAAACACAGGUUGGAAUUUCUUGAUGAAAGGCCCAAAGUCCCCUCCUCUUUGUCCAGGACAUAAAGAGCCAGCUGUAUUAAGAACUGUCAAAAAAAAGGGACCAAAUAUGAAUCGUCAGUUUUAUGCUUGUGCAAGAGGAGCAGGAAAAGAAGGAGACCCAGAGGCUCAGUGUAAUUUUUUCAAAUGGGUUGGGAAGUAGGAUAUCUGCAUUAUUUUUAUACAACAAGUGCUUCAAUUUUCAUAUUUUAUAAAGUAAAAAAAUAUAAUUCAUUGUGGAAUCUCCCUUCUCAUUGCUUGAAUUACUCAUGUUCAUAAUUCAGAGUU